UAGCAAUAAUUAUAUCAUAAUUUUAUCAAUGAUUUCUCCCUCUGUGUCACUUUGUAAGCAUCAGUUUGUGUUGUGAUCGGCGCAAUCGCAGACGUUACUAUGAAGAUUACCUUGUUGGUUUUAUUCCUUGUCGCUGUUGUGAGCGGUAAUGAAGAAGACUUUAGAAUAAUUGACUCAAUAAUACAAGAGCAAUCUUGUAUUGCGGUAGGCGGUAUUUGUACAGUAGCUGCAGACUGUCCUAAGGGACAUCUAGCUGAGAGACAAGGACUUUGUCCGACGCAACGCAAACAAGGCAUCGACUGUUGCCAUGGAGUUUCAAUGAAGGAAACUCGUUGUCUUAAACAUGGAGGAGUAUGCACGAAGCCAGAAGAAUAUUGCAAUCCCAGUCUUGUAUUUGAUGGAGCUACUGACUGCGAAGGGAACUUGAAAUGCUGUAUAAUGACUAUUUAGAUUUUUAAAUAAAAUUAUUUUUUAUUAACAAAAUGCAAUGAGUCAUCGCCUGAUAUAAUUGAUAUUACUUUAAUCUAACAAAUUAUUACCCCUCGAUAUUAUUCAUCCUUAUUGUUAAAGAAAGUAUAUUUUUCUGUAAAAAGGUUAAUCCAAAAAGAUGAUGUAUUUCAUACAUUUGAUUCAACAAAAUUGUAACCAAAAUUAUAUCAAUUCAAGUUCUGAUAUAAUAAAGGCUCCAUAAGAAACUUAAUAA
Messenger RNA from Danaus plexippus (monarch butterfly), 703 nucleotides. RefSeq names its product U-scoloptoxin(19)-Sm1a-like. The record is from RefSeq and is a predicted model, not a curated record. NCBI's taxonomy places the organism in Eukaryota, Metazoa, Arthropoda, Insecta, Lepidoptera, Nymphalidae. The coding region runs from base 100 to 450 and encodes 116 amino acids. The transcript has 3 exons.